Molecule: messenger RNA, 2607 nt
Organism: Helianthus annuus (common sunflower)
Lineage: Eukaryota; Viridiplantae; Streptophyta; Magnoliopsida; Asterales; Asteraceae
Product: probable inactive DNA (cytosine-5)-methyltransferase DRM3
Exons: 12
Coding region: 245-2449 (734 amino acids)
Cellular component (GO): nucleus
Source: RefSeq, a predicted model, not a curated record
CAAUUCCCAAACACCCCUAAAGCAGCCGUCCUCUUGUCUAUCUCCCCUGUUCGCUCCGUAUUCUAAACCUAAAAAACAGCCAGCAGCAGGUAAGGUUCAAUUAGCCACCAUUUCUUCUCUAUUAACAUUUAAGGUUCAAUCAGCAGCUGUUGUUUUGCAGAUAUAUAUUUACAAAGGGCUUGGUUUAUGUAACUUGUUAUACCGAAAGCUAUCUUCUAAGCCACCUGCUCCUUUUCAUGCCAAGAUGUUUGAAAUAACCAAUCUAUCAGACAGUGAAGAUGAGGUCAAACCAGAGCUUAGAAGCCUUACAAAAGUAGAGACCAUAGAUUGCAAUGGUUUUGCGUGUGAAGACAUGUUCUUGAGUCAUGUUAAUAGGAACGAUGGUGCGAGUUCAUCUGGAAGUAAUGUAAGAUCAUCCCUCCUAGGAAUGGGAUUUACGCCGGAUCUUGUUGACAAAGCAAUCAGACAAAAUGGCGAAGACAAUAUGGAUUUGUUAUUGGAGACUCUAUUUGCAUAUUCUACGCUUCAAACAUCAAAGGUCAGAUCACUGCAGCCUGCUAAUGGGUCUUUCUUGGACAAAGACUUGGCGCAAAGUAGUGGAAAAAGGAAGGCUGUUCUUAUAUCAAAUUCAGAAUCAUCUGAUUCUCUGAAUGACUUAUUCGAAGAUGAGAAGGAUGUAAGCAGCCGGGGCAUUGGCUCUACAGAUAUUCCUUUAAAAGAGGACCCUGAUGACAAAAAGGCGUCCUUACUAAUGAUGAACUUUACUAUGGAGGAAGUUGAGUUCGCAAUAAACAAACUUGGGGAAGAUGCCCCUUUACACGAACUCGUAGAUUUCAUAUUUGCUGCUCAGAUGGCUACCACAGAUGAUUCAAACAAGAGCCAUGCAACAAGGAAUGAGCAGGAUGCCAACACUGAGACCUUGUUUGGGACCAUGGACAAGACUCUUAGGUUGCUUGAAAUAGGCUUCUCGGAACAAGAAAUUUCUGCAGCCAUUGAGAGAUAUGGUUCGGAAGUUUCCAUAUCAGAGCUUGCUGAGUCGAUUGUUUGUGAUAGGAUGGCUGGCCCUGGUGUUAAAACCGAAGAGGAUUCAUGGAUGGCUGGAAAUAAUAAAUUCAAGUCUACAGCUAUGGGGCCGGAAAAAGUGUUAGAUGCCAGUUUUUAUAGUAAAUUAGCAUUACGAACUGAAGAAAGUAUUCAGGCUGCAGCUUCUCAGAGGAAGGCCUUGGACGUUUUUAAAGGGAAACAACCAAAAGAAGAUGAAACGGCUGAUGAACCGGUUAGUUUACAAAGACCAAAACCAGAGUUUGAUGAUUUGAGCAGCUAUCCUGGACCAGCACACACUGUACCAAAACCCCCGGUUAGCUCCAAGGUUUUACAGAGACAACAGAAGUAUAGGGCUAAGCGUAUGGCGGCAAUGGCAGUGCCGAAACUCAUCCAGCCUACUUCAUGUAGCAGUGUGGACCAAAUGGUAGCCAAAGCUCCGUUGUUCUUUUACGGGAAUGUUAUGAACUUAUCUGAUGAUUCAUGGAUCAAAAUCUCUAAGUUUUUGUAUGCAAUUGAGCCUGAGUUCGUCAACACCGAGCUUUUCUCAGCAUUGAGUAGGAAAGAAGGGUAUCUACAUAAUCUGCCAACCGAAAACCGGUUUCACAUCCUGCCAAAAGCACCUUUGACGAUAGAAGACGCGAUACCACUGAAGAAGAAGUACUGGCCUUCAUGGGAUACAAGAAAGCAGUUGACUUGUAUUAGUUCUGAAACUCUUGGAAUUUCCCAACUCUGUGACAGGCUGAGAAAUCUAUUGAUUAACUCAAACGGGCAACUGUCUGUUGAACAGCAAAAUAAUCUUCUUCAGCAAUGCAGGACCUUGAAUCUUAUGUGGGUGGGCCGCAACCGAUUAGCACCACUUGGACCUGAGUCGGUGGAAAGGAUUCUUGGGUACCCACUGCAUCACACAGAGGCGGAUGGGAUGAGCGCGGGAGAAAGGCUGCAAUCUCUGAAACACUCUUUUCAAACGGACACUUUAGGGUACCACUUAUCUGUUUUAAAGUCUAUGUAUCCUGAAGGAAUAUCUGUGCUUUCAAUCUACAGUGGAGUUGGAGGGGCGGAAAUCACUUUGAACCGCCUUGGGAUUCGGUUAAAGGUGGUGGUUUCAAUUGAGCCGUCGGAAGUCAAGCGUGGGAUCUUGAAGCGGUGGUGGGAUAAGUCAGACCAGACAGGGGAGUUGGUUCAGAUUGCAACCAUUCAAAAGUUAUCGAGUAGUAAGCUUGAGAGUCUGAUGAACAAGUUGGGUGUUUUUGAUUUCAUCAUAUGUCAAAAUCCAUAUAACCACUCUCCUAGAAGCGUUUCUAUGGCUGCUGCAGAAAUGGAAAGCUUUGCAGGUUUGGACUUCUCGAUGUUCAUUGAGUUUGUUCGUGUUCUGCGAACAGUUCGGGGUGCCAUAAAGACCAGGUGACCGAGUAUUUAUCUAACAUAAAUUAUUGGUGUAGUUUGGUACAACUUAAAACUUGUAUGCUUCGGCAAUAAUUAACUAGUAUGUAUUUUGGCUAUUUACAAAUCCUGUCUUUUUCACUGGUUGAUGGAAAAUUAAGUAGUGAAAGCUUAACAGUAAAA